Vitis riparia (riverbank grape) is the source of this 981-nucleotide messenger RNA. RefSeq lists its product as uncharacterized. The record is from RefSeq and is a predicted model, not a curated record. Gene Ontology annotation, molecular function: ubiquitin protein ligase activity. The transcript is spliced from 6 exons. Lineage: Eukaryota; Viridiplantae; Streptophyta; Magnoliopsida; Vitales; Vitaceae. Bases 1 to 981 code for a protein of 326 amino acids.
AUGGAAGGUGAUGAACGCAGGCAAGGUCCAAGUCAUAUUGAUCGGUCUUUGAAAAGAAGUGCAAGUGAGAGUGGUUUAAGCUCUUCUGGCCGACAGCGUGAAGAAUCCACAUCUAAUACUUCUUCAAACAGUACUGCCACACCUGGGGUUGGCAUGGGAGAACUAUCUUCUAUGCUGGCAGGUCCAAGCUCAGCUGCAGGAACUGGAGAAAUCCUAGAGAGAAUUCUUCGGCGGAGACCUAAUCCUCCCAACCAACAGGAUUUGGUACCUACUGCCCCUGAGCAGAGGAGGCAGCAUUCAGGAGGAUCAAACACUGAGCAAGCCGGACAGCAAAAUAAUAGCUUCUGGCAAUCUCGUAGUUCUCUUUGGCAACGAGAUCCAACCCAAAAUCCAGGUCAGGUUGUCAUAAUCCUUGACGCAGCCUUGGCACAAGGUGGUGGUAUUCCACAAGUAAAUGAUCCUCGUAUCAGAAGCAGAUUAAGAUCGGAGAUUGCAGUUCCAUUCUCUGACAAUCUAAUUGUUCAUUCUUUGGUUCAUAAUGCAAUGGGACUCCAAGGCCGUGGUGGUACCAUACAGUAUCGGAGUCAUACUAGGUUUCCAGGCUACUGGAGGUUAUUAGACGUGAUUUACCUGCCUGAUGAAAAUGAAGAUGAGGAUGAUGAGAAUGAUGACAUGCGUCUUGACAUUGAUAACAUGUCGUAUGAGGAACUGCUUGCUCUCCAAGAGCACAUUGGAAAUGUCAGCACAGGGUUGAGCAAGGAAGUGAUUAUGGCAAGGCUGAAGCAAAGGAAGUAUAUUUGCUUAGCAACAGGCCCUUGUGUUGGUGAGGAAACUUGCUGCAUAUGUCAGGAAGAGUAUGCAGAUGAUGAUGACAUCGGAAAGCUAGAUUGUGAGCACGAGUAUCAUGUUGCCUGCAUCAGGGAAUGGCUGGUACAGAAGAACUCGUGCCCCAUUUGCAAGAAGACUGCCUUGGCUACCUGA